Molecule: messenger RNA, 375 nt
Organism: Necator americanus (New World hookworm)
Lineage: Eukaryota; Metazoa; Nematoda; Chromadorea; Rhabditida; Ancylostomatidae
Exons: 2
Coding region: 1-375 (124 amino acids)
Source: RefSeq, a predicted model, not a curated record
AUGGCAAACAUAUAUAUUGAGCAUGAAAUUGGUCCCGGUGUCACAUUCUUGGCUUCCUUAUCGACUAUGAACUACUUUACUGCAUUUCUUUUGCUAUGUUCUCUAACUGCACUAAUUCAUUGCAGUCCAGUUCCUGAUUCUGAUCAGAAGGCAGCAAAUACACAAAUAAAUCGAGUGAAACGGUGGGGAUACGGCUACGGCGGUUACGGCGGUUAUGGAGGUUAUCCCGGAGGUGGAUAUUAUCCUGGUGGUGGAGGAUUUUACCCUGGUGGUGGUGGUGGCGCUUUCGGCAACUCAUGGGGGAGGUCGAUCUCGCUCAAUACCAAUCUCAGACUCGGUGGAUUUAAUAAUGGAUAUAGUAUGUUUGGUCGAUAG